This is a messenger RNA of Bombina bombina (fire-bellied toad), 4835 nucleotides long. It is a transcript of the gene PLEKHG1, whose product is annotated as pleckstrin homology and RhoGEF domain containing G1. Lineage: Eukaryota; Metazoa; Chordata; Amphibia; Anura; Bombinatoridae. The record is from RefSeq and is a predicted model, not a curated record. The transcript has 17 exons. Gene Ontology annotation, molecular function: guanyl-nucleotide exchange factor activity. Bases 1 to 4509 code for a protein of 1502 amino acids.
AUGGAGCUUUCAGACAGUGACAGACCUGUCAGCUUUGGUUCAACUUCUUCAUCUGCCUCUUCCAGGGAUAGUCAUUGUUCAUUUGGCAGUCGCAUGACUCUUGCAUCAAACAGUCAUCUGGGUUUGUUUCAUCAGGAUAAGGAAGUAGGAGCUAUAAAACUAGAACUGGUUCCUGCCCGACAAUUAUCAAAUGAUGACCUUCCAAGGAACUUCAGUAGAGAGCAAUCUCAUGGAAGCCCAAGGGAAAAAACAGCUGAUGAGAGACAGAACGUGCCAUGGAAAGCAGAGUCAAAAGGAACGGUCAAAAACUGUUCCAGGUCUGAAGUCAUGGAGCCUGGAAGUCCAAAGCUUAUGUAUGUUGACAGAGUAGUUCAGGAAAUUCUGCAGACUGAGAGGACCUAUGUUCAAGACUUGAAAAGCAUUGUUGAGGAUUAUCUCAAUUGUAUUUGCGACCAGACAAGGCUCACCCUUGGGAUGGAUGAACGUUCAGCGCUGUUUGGUAAUAUUAGAGAUAUCUACCAUUUCAAUAGUGAACUCCUACAAGAGUUGGAAAACUGUUACAAUGACCCUGUUGCAAUAGCAGAAUGUUUUGUUUCAAAGAGUGAAGAGUUUCAUAUAUACACACAGUAUUGUACAAAUUAUCCAAGAUCUGUGGCAAUACUAACAGAGUGCAUGAGAAAUAAAAUAUUGGCCAAAUUCUUUAGAGAACGACAGGAAGUAUUGCACCAUUCACUUCCCUUGGGAUCCUACCUUUUGAAACCUGUCCAAAGGAUACUUAAGUAUCACUUGCUGUUGCACGAGAUAUCAAAUCACCUGGAUAAGGAUACCGAAGGAUAUGAUGUUGUUCUCGAUGCUAUUGACACAAUGCAGCGAGUAGCUUGGCAUAUCAAUGACAUGAAGAGAAAACAUGAGCAUGAGAUCCGCCUUCAGGAAAUCCAGAGUUUGCUAACUAAUUGGAAAGGACUUGACUUGACGAGUUACGGAGAGCUGGUCCUGGAGGGAACAUUCCGUAUUCAGCGUGCCAAAAAUGAGCGCACUUUGUUUCUUUUUGAUAGGCUGCUUCUUAUCACAAAAAAAAGGGAAGACACCUACACAUACAAAGCUCAUAUAUUGUGUUGCAAUCUAAUGCUGGUUGAAGUUAUAGCAAAAGAACCACUUAGUUUCAGCGUGUUUCACUACAAGAACCCUAAGUUGCAGCAUACGGUGCAGGCUAAGUCUCAGCAGGAUAAACGACUUUGGAUACUGCAUUUGAAAAGACUAAUACUUGAAAACCACCCAGCAAAAAUACCAGCAAAGGCUAAACAAGCAAUUUUAGAAAUGGAUGCUAUACAUCAUCCUGGCUUUUGCUUUACACCGGAAGGAGAAAAAAAGGCAGCGGUAAAUGAAAAAGAUGGCCUUGUGUCGGGCCGCGUGAGAAGAAAAUCAGAACCUUCAUCUAACUUACACAAAGUGAUGAAGCAAAAUGAUACAAGUCCAGUGAUCCAAAAGCGCAUUAGUAUACAAGACACGUUGCUCUGUCAGGCAGCUAAACUAGGAUCAGGGGAUAUGGAUCUUAGCCCUGUGUUGCGGAAAGCUGGAGUAUUGGACCACAGUAAUCAUGUGAGCCAGGAAUAUUUGGCACAAGCGUAUAAUAGGGAAAAUCGACGCUUAGGAGCAACAGAUCAGACUGAUGCAGAUGACGAAGAGGACUCUGAACACAGCUCUCAGCAGAAGAUCAAAGGAGGUCGAAAGAGACUAAAUAGCCAAGCAUCGGAGAAUGUUGAAAAGAGGAGGAGUAUAAACCUCAGUUUAUGUGACAGUCAGAAUUUAAAAGAUCCAUCAGAUGAUGAGUCUUCACAUUUGAAUGCUGAUCCACUGUUUCCUGGUUCUGUUGUGCGACCUUCAAGUAGGCAGCAGAGUACACCCCACAGCAACUCUCUAAUAAUGAAUAUCCUUGGCGGCACAAAUGCUUUACGAAAUAUCUGGACAGAUCACCAGAUUAGACAAGCUCUUUUUCCUCCUAGAAGGUCUCCUCAAGAACUUGAGGAGGAUGAUGAUUAUCAGAUGUUCAUGAUGUCUGAUUCUUCAAAAUUGGACUCGUCUAGAGCCCAGGAAGAGAGAAGUCCAUCUAGUCGCCCUUGUAGCUGGCACCUUGGUUCUGUGCAGGGAGAUCUUAUUCCUAAUUCCUAUUGCAGAAUUGUACGACGAGCAAGCAGUGUAGGAGAGAAUAAAACUAGUUCGAAUAAAUGGAGGGGCCAUCACAAUUAUUACAGGCAGACAUCUCGAGAGGAAGAUGUAGAAACCUCUUCUAGUCAUGGUCCACAUAAUUCUUCUCUUGGUUCUGCUGAGGAGCUCACAAUUGAUGAUAUUGAACAUGUUUAUGAUAAUAUUAGUUAUGAAGAUCUUAAACAAAUGGGACUUGCAAGGAGAGAUGAAUCUGAUUUUCUUAAUGCAGCAGCUAAUGGUUUGCAUCAAAGUAAUGACAAUAUUAGAAUUUGCCCACUAAAAGGUUGUGGGGAGAGAACUAAGAGUUCUGUGGUAACAAGCAGGAAUACAAAUGCUUUUAAGAGAGGAUCAUCUACUUCCAACUCUCAAGAGCUCAAAGUCAUUGAAGAAAAUAUCUAUGACUCUAUCCGUCUUCCAGAGCAAUCAUUGGCAAGUUUACGUCGCAAUUCAUAUUCUAAGAGGAGCAAUUUUUUGGGCUUGGACUCUGAUUUUCAGUGCUUUGACCAUUUGGAUGGAUUUGUUUCUGAAGAAAGUCUUCAGUUCAGUGAAGAUGAGUCAUUGGACCAUCAGGUGCCUGUGAGAGAGGCUGAAUGCUUUAAUUUGUUGGAUGUUUCCUCAAAUUCGGAUUCCCUGUCUCACAAGUCUGCAGCUGAUAAACUAUCUGAAGAAGUAGAUGAGAUCUGGAAUGAUUUGGAAAACUACAUUAAAAAGAACGAGGAGAAGAAAAGUGAACAUCUUUUGGCAUCAUUUCCUGUAAGUAAAGAUGAUGUGCAUCAAACAAGAAACAAGCCUCAUCUGAGGAAGGAUGUAGAAUAUUCACUGUCUUCACUGUGUUUACCAGAUAAAUCUCCCGCAGUUAGAAAAAAUAUUAACAACCCAAAAGUAAUUAAGGAUGAAGUGAGUUCUCAACACUAUAAGAGGGGCUCAUCACUAGAUCUAAAGAGGACUUCUCUUGCAAGUGAGAUGUCCUUUGUGGAUCCUACCUACUUUGCAUCAAGCAGCACACUUUCUUAUUCAGAUGCUGUGAGCACUGAUAAGGGUUUGGACAUCAUUGAUAAAUCAAAAAAUAAAGUGUUUAUGAUGGCUCGUCAAUACAGCCAUAAAAUAAAAAAGGCUAAUCCGCUUUUAAAGAUGAAAAGUCCAGAGCAGGAGCAGUUGUCUUUGAAGCAACAGAAACUAAAAACAAAAGACAUGCCCGAUAUGAUGGAAGAGAAGAAACAAGGAGGAACAGCUAUCGGUGCAAGAAUAGCAGAAUAUUCCCAGCUUUAUGAUCAGAUUAUUUUCCGUGACUCACCCACUAGGACACCAAAGGAGACUAAAUGUAACCCAAAUGAGUCUCCAUUGUCAAGGUCAAAGUUUGAACAACCGAAAUCUCCUGGAACUCCGAUUCAUACUAGAAAUGACUCCAUUUUCCAUUCCACUAAUAUUAAUGGAGAUGUAGGAGAUUUUUAUACAUGGCCUGAUCAUAAAGACUUGAAGUCAAGAUCUGGUUUAUUUGAACACAGUACAAAAAGCAGCCAAAGGCACAUUGCACAUGCGGGCUCUGUGCCAUCAUUGACCAAGGACAUUGCAUCGCCAUCACUAGCUCAAAGAUGGAGUACAGUUAGUCAACAAUUUAGUGAACAUGUGUAUGAAAACCAUUCUUAUAAUUCAUUAGGAAGGAGGAUUGUCUGUGAAAAAGCACAGCCGUACAUUCGUUCACAGUCGUCUUCCUCUAUGUUAAUUCAUGGAAUUGAAGGCUCUCUAAGACCUAUUAAAAGCGUCUCUGCAAAACAGCCACUGUCUUUCUUAAAACCAGAAAGGCAGGAUGAGCUUUAUAAUGUUGGUGAACAUUCCAGAAAUGAGAGAACACCACAAACCCGGCAAGAACUCUCAAAUAUGACACUUCAGGACACUCAGAAGAUCUUGGUUUUAAACACACUCACAUCUCUUAAUGCCCAGAUAGCAACUCUUAACUAUUAUGCCAACUUCAAAGAUGGAGAUGGUGAUGAUGAUGACUAUGUAGAGAUAAAAUCUGAAGAUGAAGAUGAAAAUCUGGAGACUGCUUCUAACCAAAGGGUGCCAUCAGUUCUUAAAGGGAAGUCAGAACUUCAACAGACCAGUGCAUCUUAUAACUUCAACAAACCCAUAAAACCAGUUAAAACUUUUAUUAGCAAGGAGACCUCGGAAGCUUCUCAGGUGGCCUAUGAGGACGCAGACAAACUUAAUGACUAUCUGUGGAGGGAACCCCCCUCUAAUCAGCAAAAUAUUGUUCAGUCUCUAAGAGAAAAGUUUCAGUGUCUCAGCUCAAGUAGUUUUGCUUGAGCAAAUGCUUUAAUUAGCAUCAUAGAGGGGGAAAAAAAGUACUGUAAUGUAUUAAAGCGCUAAAGCAUUGUGCACUGUAUUAUUCAUGUUUGUUUGUUUCGCUUUAUUGUUUACAAAUGUUAACUUUAUUCAGCAAGACAUCUUGCACAUUUUUCUGUCACACAAAUGUCUUACAAAAUCAUUGUCGCUGUUUUGUUUUUUUUCUAUGUUGAAUUUUUUCAUAAUCCAUGUAAAGCCAGUAACAUAAUUUAUGUAGCCUUAAUAAAAAGUAUUUUGAUGUAGUUAAAGUGGAACAAACGCUAGGAUUGACUAUUGAAACAAAUAAA